Sorghum bicolor (sorghum) is the source of this 1498-nucleotide messenger RNA. Its product is annotated as ankyrin-1. The transcript has 10 exons. Bases 67 to 1167 code for a protein of 366 amino acids. The record is from RefSeq and is a predicted model, not a curated record. Gene Ontology annotation, molecular function: protein binding. Lineage: Eukaryota; Viridiplantae; Streptophyta; Magnoliopsida; Poales; Poaceae.
AGAGAGAGCGGUAUAGCGGCGGCGCGUGGUGGGCGACUACCGAGUCGUAGGCGGGCAGACGUCGCGAUGCGCGGGGAAGGUGAGGGAAGGCGGCGCGGCGGCGGUCCUGGCCGCCCAGACGGCAUGCGCGGGGAAGGCGAGGAAAGGCGGCGCGGCAGCGGUCGCCGCCGCGCGGGCCGCUCGCGUGGCGAGCAGACAAUCAUCAGGGGCCAACCGGGCACGACGAUUGCAUUAGAUCUUGAGCAUGCUGAUCCAAACAAAGCAGACGAUUCUGGAAUUACUCCACUCCACAUUGCGGCAACGCAAGGCUACUAUGAAAUUGCAGAGUACUUGUUGUCAAAAGGAGCUAAUGUUGACCCCUUAUGCCAAGAUGGUGAAUCACCGCUAUUAUGUGCUGCUCUCCAGGGAAAUGAAAGAAUAGUGACACUCCUUUUGAAGCAUAACGCAGAUUAUAACAGACUGUCAAAGAAAAUGUUAACACCGCUGCUCGCGUCCCUCCAUGGUUCUUCAUUGAAUUGCUUGGAGAUACUAAUUGAGGCUGGUGCUGAUGUGAAUGGGGCUGGCUGUUCUGUACCACCAAUAGCUCUAGCUGCUUAUAAAGGCUUACAUGGCUGCAUCAAGUGUUUGUUGAGAAACGGUGCUAAUCCCAAUGUUCCUGAUGAAGAUAAUAACAUCCCAAUACAAAUUGCUGCGGUCAAAGGAUGGGAGAGAUGCGUGGAGAUUCUUCUCCCUCACGCGCCCCAUUUGGCACAGUAUGAAGGCCUGACCACUUCUGAAAUAGUCCAGUGGGAAAAAACUGAUCGCUUUGUCAGAAGCAGUAGGGCUAUUGAACAGGGGGAUGCUGCAUACCGGAGGAAAGAAUAUGAUAUUGCAUUGAGAUUCUACACAGAAGCAGCUCAGGUUGGUCACCAGGAUCCAACAUUGUAUGCAAAGAGGAGUCUUUGUCAUCUAUAUCUGCGUGUUCCAGCAAAAUAUACUGAGGAAGCAAUUAACUACAUGAAUAUGGUGCAGCCAAAUUUAUCGACACUUGACCCUGAAUCUGAUGCUAAGAGAAUGGUGCUGGAUUUUGGUAGAACCUGGAAAGAAUCGGGGUUUGCUUCGACGCCGGGUUCUGGAAGUAGCCCGACUGACAAAACUGAUAAAACAUCAAGUGGGGAGCAUCAGUGAAGUGGUAGCAUGCUAGGCGUCCAUGGAAUCUGAUAAGUGCUACAGUGCUACGGUUAGGAGACUAGCACAUAUGUUAGGAGGAGAUUAGCACAUAUGUUAGGAGUAGAAACAGGUGUAGCACAUCCUCUGUUUUUGGAGGCGAAACAUAUUGAAUUUAGUUCUCUUCAUUUCACACUUUUUGGCUUUGUUUUUUUAGAUCGGCUUUGCAUUCAAGUAGAAACAGGUGUAGCUCGAUCGGCUGCUAGAGGAUUCUGUGACCCUAGCGCUUGCAAAUAUGUGUGGGUAUGUCUGAGAUUUUCUGGCAUAUGCCGGUUAUGGUUUGGUAACAUAA